Messenger RNA from Gilbertella persicaria, 507 nucleotides. RefSeq lists its product as uncharacterized. NCBI's taxonomy places the organism in Eukaryota, Fungi, Mucoromycota, Mucoromycetes, Mucorales, Choanephoraceae. The record is from RefSeq and is a predicted model, not a curated record. The transcript has a single exon. Bases 23 to 331 code for a protein of 102 amino acids.
CUUUUUUCCUUUUGUGAUAUACAUGUUAAAAACAUUGAUUGUCUUCUUGUUCGUUGCAGGAGUAUGGUGUUAUCAGCAAGAUAAGGUGAAGUUUAUUUACCAUAAGAUAAACUCACCUCAAUUGGUCACAGCAGUUGUUCCAGAGACAACAACAACAAUUACAAGUACCACUACAGUCUUAACAAGAACAAGAACAAAUACAAUUACCAUUACAUCAGAGGUGUGUAGGCCUAAUAAUUCCCCUUGUGAGUUUGAACAUCCUGAAUAUUGCUGUAAUUCUAUUUGCGCAAGGUUUGAUUUUGAAGCAUCCCCAACCUGCCUUGGCUAUUAAUUACCCCCUUCCAAAUCAAUCAAAAGCUACAUUUGAACAUUUGAUACCAUUGGAUAAAGCUGUGCUCUGGAAACAGUAAAUCAACCUUUUAACCUAACUUUUUUUAUGUUCAAUACAAUAAACGCUUUUCUUUUAAAUGCUUCGUGAAACAUAGGCAACAUGAUGGAUGUUAUUGA